Messenger RNA from Prorocentrum cordatum, 824 nucleotides. Lineage: Eukaryota; Dinophyceae; Prorocentrales; Prorocentraceae. The record is from the annotation of a GenBank genome assembly.
GCCACGGCUGGCGACACGCACCUCGGCGGCGAGGACUUCACCAACAGGAUCCUCGAGCACUGCAUCAAGGAGUUCGAGCGGAAGAACCGCGGCACCGAUGUGCGGAAGAACGCGCGCGCGAUGAAACGCUUGCAGAACGAGUGCGACGCGGCCAAGAGGACACUGUCGUCCUCCACCUCCGCCACGAUCGAGGUUGACUCGCUUCUCGAUGGCGUCGACUUCUCGUGCACCAUGUCUCGGGCGAAGUUCGAGGAGAUGAACCAGGACCUCUUCCGGAAGUCCAUGGAGUCCGUGGAGCGCGUGCUGCGGGACGCCAACGUGGACAAGAAGGCCGUAGACGAGGUGGUCCUGAUAGGCGGUUCCACGCGCAUACCAGCGGUGCAGAAGAUCAUUGAAAGCCAUUUCGGCAAGGAGGCGUGCAAGUCCAUCAACGCCGACGAGGCCGUGGCGUACGGCGCCGCGGUGCAGGCCGCGGUGCUGAGCGGCGACAGAGGGAACUCGAAGUUGCGGGACAUUGUGCUGCUGGACGUGACGCCUCUCUCUCUGGGUCUGGAGACCGCGGGGGGCGUGAUGACGAAGUUGAUCGACCGCAACACCACAAUCCCUACAAAGAAGACCCAGGCGCCUUGUUACGCUGCGUGAUGAAUCAGUGGUGUGUUGCGGCCUCUCGUCGUUUGCCGAAUGUCGAGGGACAUCUUUCGUGGAUGUUGCGUGCUUCGCCAAGGCGUCCUUGCUGCGCCCUCAAUCUGACAUUUGCCUGUGUCGUGUCAAGACGGUGAGCACUUGAUGGUUUUGCCUCGUCCGAUGUCUUCCCUGUGGUCUUU